CUUAUAUAUAUCUACUUUUUUAUCAUUCAAUUCAUAUUUCAAUGAGUGAUGAAAUAGAAAAUAAAAAAGAUACAGAUGUUUUCAAUAUUUUAAAUGAACUCAUUUCAAAGCAACAGAAAAAACAGAUAUCAGCUGUUUCUAAACAAGAUCAUACAUUUUCAACAGAAAGUUCUAUUAAUUAUAAAAAUGAUGAUUUAAAGCAAUCUACAUCUUAUUCUCCAAACUUUAUAGUAAAACCAGAUGUUGAUCCAGCAUCUAUUGAAACAUAUCCAAGCGCAUUGCGUUAUAUUAUACAAUUAACUAUGUGGGAUCCAUCUAUAUUAAAAAAAAUUAAAGAAAUGGUAGAAGAACAAGCAAGUUAUGAGGAAAAAUGGUUAAAAGAUAGAGAAAUAUUGAUUGAAAAUUUAAGAAAUAAGCAAAAGGCAAAUGAAAUUGUUUCAAGCUUAACAGGUGAAGAAGAAAAGGAAUUUGAAAAAACAAUAGAAGAUGAACUUCUUUUAUAUGAUUUAAAGAUACACAGAGCUUUACGGGAAAUGUCUAAAGCACAAGAAAAAGAACUUCAGAAACUCGGUAUACCUUUUUUUGUCAAUACAAAAAAUAAAAUAAGUAUAGAAAAUAAGAAAAAAGUUAUUCAACUUCUCAAAGAUCUUAUUUCUAAAUAAAAAAUAAUAAAUCUUACUUAUUAAACCAAAAAUGUUGCUGGUA
Molecule: messenger RNA, 705 nt
Organism: Pneumocystis carinii B80
Lineage: Eukaryota; Fungi; Ascomycota; Pneumocystomycetes; Pneumocystales; Pneumocystaceae
Exons: 3
Coding region: 42-662 (206 amino acids)
Source: RefSeq, a predicted model, not a curated record